Dunckerocampus dactyliophorus (ringed pipefish) is the source of this 11921-nucleotide messenger RNA. It is a transcript of the gene svep1, whose product is annotated as sushi, von Willebrand factor type A, EGF and pentraxin domain containing 1. Gene Ontology annotation, molecular function: calcium ion binding. The record is from RefSeq and is a predicted model, not a curated record. The coding region runs from base 1404 to 11522 and encodes 3372 amino acids. The transcript has 49 exons. Lineage: Eukaryota; Metazoa; Chordata; Actinopteri; Syngnathiformes; Syngnathidae.
CCAGGCAGCAGGUCAAUGGGGCAGUCAUACGGGCGAUGGGGGGGGAGUGAGCGAGCGCGAUCUUUGCUAAACACCUCCCGGAGGUCGUGAUAGGCAGUAGGAAUUACGGAUAGGUCGAUAGCUUCGGGGGUGGAGGAAUGGGUGGCGGCGAGGCGCGGGCGAGCAGCCUUAAGACAAUGAAUAUGGCAAAAUGCGCUCCAGUUGAGGAUAGCGGGUUUAGCCCAAUCGAUGUGAGGGUUAUGCUUGAGAAGCCAGGUUAGACCUAACACGACAGGGGCUGAGCGAGAUGGAAUAACAAAGAACCUAGCGGAUUCGAGGUGAUUGCCGGAUAAGCGUAGCGAGAGAAAAUCAGUCUGACGGGUGACGUCAGCCAGAGGACGCCCAUCGAGAGAGCGAACUACUUUAGUAGUGUGCAACGGAGUUACAGGAAUAGAAAAGCGUUUAAUCAAGGCUUCAUCAAUGAAGCAGUCGUCCGCCCCAGAGUCAAUAAACGCCAUGAUGUCUAUGUCCUUGUCGGACCAGGAGAGCGUACCUGGGAGUUGUAGGCGGCUGGCCGACAGCGUCGAUGUGGCGAGUCUGGGAGCAGGGGCCGGCGCCGAGGAGUUCCUACGCGGCGGGCUGGCUGCUGGAGAGCGAUGGCGGUCCGGGCGAACCGGACAGCGGGCGAUGGGGUGAUCAGCUUGGCCGCAGUAGAUGCAGAGGUGCAGCUGGUGGCGUCGACUCCUCUCUGCCGGCGUGAGGCGGCUGCCUCCAAGUUGCAUGGGCUCGUCGCCCGGGAGAGCACCGUGUGACUUGGUGUAGGAGUGGCGCACCCCGUCAUCGUUUGUGGCGUGAGGAAAUGUUGAGGGCGCCCGUCGAUGGCCUUUAUCCUCCUCUCGGGCGGCGAGGCGCUUAUCCAUCCCGACAGCCAGGGAAAUGAGGUCGUCCAGGUCCGAAGGGGAUUCUACAGAGAUCAUGUGAUCCUUGAUGGCGUCUGAUAGUCCGGAAAAAAAUGCAUCCAGAAGUGCCGCGGGGUUCCAGUCACUUUGGGCUGCAAGCGCACGGAACUCUAUGGCGUAGUCCGAUACGCUGCGCCGUCCUUGGCGGAGACGAAGGAGUGCACGUGAAGCCUCGCGGCCUGGCGGCGUCCUUUGAAAGAUUUGUUCCAGAGUUCGGGAGAAGACUGCAUAGGAGGAGCAGACGGGGGAUUGGCGCCCCCAUUCGGCAGUGGCCCAGGCCGCCGCUCGUCCAGACAGCAAAUCCUUCGUCAUUCUCGUGCAAAUGCCAGCAAGGUCAUAUUCCUGAUCACCGACGGCUACUCAAACGGCGGAGAUCCUCGCCCGGUUGCAGCCGCUCUGAGGGAGCGCGGUGUGGAGAUCUUUACGUUGGGCAUCUGGCAGGGGAACAUCCGAGAGCUGCAUGACAUGGCCUCCCACCCCAAGGACCAGCACUGCUACCUGGUGCACAACUUUGCUGAGUUUGAAGCACUGGCUCGCCGAGCAUUGCAUGAAGAUCUCCCCACUGGCAGGUACAUCCAGGAGGACCUGUCACGCUGCUCCUCCUUGUGUGAAGCCGGCCGGGAAUGCUGCGACGUGAUGGCCAGCUGCAAGUGCGGAACACACACGGGACAAUACGACUGCAUUUGUGAGAAGGGAUACUAUGGAAAGGGUCUACAGCAUGAGUGCACAGCAUGCCCACCUGGCACCUACAAACCAGAAGGAGCGCCAGGCGGUGUGAGCACCUGCCUUCCAUGCCCGGACCAGCACCACACCUCCCAGCCCGGCAGUACCUCCCUCAGCGACUGCAUCUGCAAGCCGGGCUACCAGCAAGUGGGCGUGACCUGCCAGGUGGUCUACUGCUCUCCGCUUCAUCCUCCGCAAAAUGGCUUCUUCAUCCAGAAUGUAUGUAACAACCACUUUGAUGCGGCUUGCGGCGUGAAGUGCCAGCCGGGGUUCGAGCUCCAGGGAACGGGCAUCAGGCUGUGUCAGGCUGACGGCACCUGGUCGGGCUCAACUGCCGUUUGCAAAACGCGUUCCUGCCCACCCCUCACCAAGCCCCAGCACGGCUUCCUGAAGUGCAGCAACAGCAGUGCCUCCUACCGGGCGGAGUGCCAGGUGGGCUGUGACCGAGGCUACAGAAUAGAGGGGGGUGCCAGGAUCACUUGCCUGGCCAACUCCCAGUGGAGUGGACCCCUACCUCGGUGUGUGGAGGUACGUUGUCCCCCCAUCGGGGCUCUGAAGAACAUCCUGCUGUCCCCCCCUGCCUGCACGAGAAGGGCGGUGUCGCCGGGAUCCGUCUGCAUGCUCACCUGUCGCCAAGGGUACAGUCUCCAGGGAAACAGAAAGGCGGUGUGUCUCGGGUCUGGGAACUGGACGGCUAAUGUCCAUAAGGCGGUCUGCAAAGAUACUGAGCCACCAUGGAUCCAGUGCCCAGAGAGUAUUGUUGCAGAAACAGACGACCGACGCAGCACCGCCCAUGUCAACUGGACUGCCCCAACUGCCACCGACAACUCCAAAGAGGAGGUGGCCGUGCAGGUGAAACCGGUGUACACUCCUCCGCAACUCUUCCCCAUCGGAGUGGAGACCAUCACCUACAUCGCUGCGGAUCGCUCGGGGAACCAGGCCAACUGCUCCUUGACAGUCACUGUCAUUGAUACGGAGCCUCCAGUGAUUGACAGGUGCAGGUCGCCUCCAACAGUCCAGGCCUCAGGAGACACAAAGACGGCCGUUGUUUGGGAGGAGCCUCAGUUUUCCGACAACUCAGGUGGCCGCCUCUCUGUGACCAGCACCCAUCCUCCAGAUUCACUGUUCCCGGUAGGAGAGACUCUGGUCCAGUACACCGCUACUGAUGCUGCAGGAAACAGCCGCACUUGCAACCUCACCAUCACUGUACGAGGCACGACUUGUGAGCAGCCAUAUGCCCCGAUAAACGGAGAGUUCAUCUGCUUGGAGGAAGAGAAAGGCUUCAAUUGUACCCUGCACUGUAAGCCAGGCUACAGUUUCACUCAGGACGCAGUGCACAGCUACUUCUGCGCCCACAAUGGUUUGUGGGAGCCACCCUACUCUCCAGACAGACCCGACUGCUCAGUGAACCGAGUGGCCAACAACGGGCUAAAGCCAUUUGAGAUGCUGUUUAAAGCCUCUCGCUGUGACGACCUGGACCUGGUUAAGUCAUUUACUGGACACUUCAACUCCAAACUGGGAAGCUUGCUGCCAAAUAUUUGCAGCGGCGAUGAUGUCACUUGCAAACUGGAAGUGAUGUCACAAGGCCACUGUCUGGAGUACAACUACGAUUAUGAGAAUGGAUUUUCUAUAGCACCAGGAGGUUGGGGUCCUCAGGGCACACAAGACUAUGCAUACUUUGAGUCAGGCUUUGCCACGGGCGCCCGCCAGCAGAACAGCAGCCUAGAACCACGCCAUCGCAGCAAGAGGCACAGAAAAAUUCAGGGCCCUACCAGAGACCAGAAGAUACAGAUCUUUUUCAACAUCACAGCAAGCAUCCCUCUUCCACUGUCGAGGAACGAUUCCAUCGAGGUGGCCAAUCAGCGAAGGCUUCUGCGAACCCUGGAGCAACUAACCAAUCGUCUGAAGCGAACGCUGGCCAGGCAGCCGCUGUCCAGCUUCCACGUGUCCUCUGAGAUGAUUGUUGCUGACCCCAAAUCACUAGAAAGCAAGAGGGCCUCGCUGUUCUGCAGACCAGGCUCGGUGCUCAAAGGAAGAAUGUGUGUCCAAUGUCCGGUGGGAACGUAUUUCUCUCUGGAAUAUAAUGAGUGUGAGAGCUGCUGGAUAGGCUCCUACCAGGACCACGAGGGUCAGCUGGAGUGUAAAUCCUGCCCUGAGGGGACCUCCACCGCCUACCUGCACUCUCGCAGCAUGGCUGAAUGCAAAGGGCAGUGUAAGCCCGGCAGUCACUCUCUGAACGGCCUGGAGAUAUGCGAGUCAUGUCCACUGGGUCACUUCCAGCCCGGUUAUGGUGCCAGAGAGUGUCUGGUCUGUCCUGACGACACCUCCACUGUCACAAGGGGAGCUGUGGAUGGGGUGGAGUGCGGAGUCCCAUGUUCGUCAGGUCAUUUCUCCCGUACGGGCCUUGUUCCCUGCUACGCUUGCCCGAGAGACUACUACCAGCCUGAUCACGGACGCUCUUAUUGCCUGUCCUGCCCUUUCUAUGGAACUACCACGGUUACGGGGGCGACCACUAUUCAGCACUGCUCCAGUUUUGGCUCCAGCUUCCUCCCCAAAGAGGAGAGUGUAACUGCUGCUCCAGAGGUGGAGGUCAGUGAGGACUACCAAGCUAGCAGCCAGGUUUUCCAUGAGUGCUUUCUGAAUCCCUGUCAAAAUAAGGGGAUGUGUGAGGAGGUCGGUGCUGGCUACGUUUGCACCUGCAUGCCUGGAUUCACAGGUGCCAAAUGUGAAAUGGACGUGGAUGAGUGCGACUCGGCUCCAUGCUUGAAUGGAGGUAGAUGUAAGGAUGGGAUGGGAGAAUUCCAGUGUGAGUGCAAACCUGGAUAUUUAGGCUCUGUGUGUGAGGCAGAGGUGAAUGAAUGUCUCUCGUCCCCAUGCCUAAACGAAGGUGUGUGUGUGGACGAGGUCAAUAAGUUUACAUGCAGUUGUCCUGGCGGCUUCACAGGACCUCGUUGUGAAUUGGAAAUAAAUGAAUGCCUAUCCAACCCCUGCGAGAACGGUGGCAGGUGCGAGGAUCUGAUGGGUGGUUACGCUUGCGACUGCGCCCUCGGCUUCUCCGGGGACCGCUGCGAGGUCGACGUGGACGAGUGUUACAGCAUGCCCUGUCUUAAUGGCGGCUCGUGUCUUGACGCUGUUAACGAUUUCAGUUGUCAGUGUGUGGAGGGAUACCGGGGCCGACUUUGCGAGGUGGACGUGGAUGAGUGUGACCCCAACCCCUGCGUGAAUGGGGCCAGCUGCCUGGACGGUCUAGGGUCCUACACAUGCCGCUGCCUCCCUGGGUUCAACGGAACCAGGUGUGAGACAGAGAUGUCUUCUGCCUUCAAUUUGGACUUUGAGGUUUCGGGUAUCCAUGGUUAUGUAUUGAUGGAUGGAGUGAUGCCGGCACUCAUGGAGAUCACGUGCACCUUCUGGAUGAGGUCAUCAGACACUACCAAUUAUGGCACACCCAUCUCCUACGCUGUGGAGGGCAGCGAUAAUGCGUUCCUUCUCAUAGACUACAAUGGGUGGGUGUUGUACGUCAACGGCAAGGAAAGGAUUACCGACUGUCCUGCUGUGAACACGGGCAACUGGUAUCACAUUGGAGUGUCCUGGAGGAGCUGGGAUGGAGACUGGAGAAUAUACAUCAAUGGGAAGCCCUCAGAUGGAGGCAAAGGCCUGUCGGUUGGCACCAGUAUCCCAGGUGGAGGGGCUCUGGUGUUGGGUCAGGACCAGGACCAGAGGGGUGAGGGCUUCAACCCUGUUGAAUCCUUUGUUGGCUCCAUCAGCCAGCUCAACAUCUGGGAUCGAGUCCUCACGCCCCAACAGAUCAAGGUGCUUGCAAGCAACUGCCCAGCCUCUCAUGUCACACACCGAGGAAAUGUUCUUGCCUGGCCAGACUUUCUCAAUGGAGUAGUGGGCCGAGUUAAAGUCAACCUCAGUAGCAUUUUCUGUGCUGACUGUCCACAGCUCGAAAACGCUGUGCCACACCUCCACGCCUCCAACGUGGAGGUGAGCCCAGGCGCCCAGGUCCAGCUCUCCUGUGACCCUGGCUUCUACCUGGUGGGGGAGCCAGUGCUACAGUGUCAAAAUAAAGGAGAGUGGAGCCACCCUCUUCCAAGCUGCGAACGAGUGUCCUGUGGGUCUCCUCCACCUCUGGAAAACGGUGUGUUUCAGGGUGUGGACUUCUAUGCUGGCGGCUCGGUCACCUACCAGUGUAACGUUGGCUUUUACCUGUUGGGAGAUGCCAAGAUGCACUGCGCCAAUAGUGGCAAGUGGGGAUCAAAUCCACCGGCUUGUCUUGAUGUGGACGAAUGCGCCCUGGGAUCGGACUGUGACAGCCACGCAAGCUGUCGGAACACAGACGGCUCUUACAUCUGCACAUGCAUCCAUCCUUAUAGUGGAGAUGGCAAGAACUGUACAGAGCCGGUGAAGUGUGACAACCCUGGGUCUCCUGACUUUGGCCACAGAGAUGGAAGCAACUUCCUGAUGGGCGGUCAAGUCGUCUUCGGCUGCGAGAAUGGCUAUGAAUUGAUUGGCUCAUCCCACCUCCAUUGCCUGGAGACAGGAAGCUGGGACGGUCCUGUCCCCUACUGCAGAGCCCUCUCUUGCCCGGUGCCAUCUGUUCCAGAGAAUUCCUCCAUGAAGGGCAGCAACUUCACCUAUGGAAGCAAGGUGACCUUCAGCUGCAUGAAAGGUUUCCUUCCUCAAAUCCCCUACGAAUUCCAGUGUCUUUCUAGCCUGAGGUGGAGCGGGACGCCACCUGUUUGCCACCCGGUGUCCUGUGGGGGACCUCCAAUUGUCCAUAAUGCCCACUACACCCUCACCUCGAACACAUACCUGUCAGUUGUCUCAUACGCCUGUGCUGAGGGAUACAGACCACAGGCGCCCAUGGAAGUGGUUUGUGAAGAUACAGGGGAGUGGAGCAGGCCCUUUCCCCGCUGUGUGGACAUCCUUUGUGGUGACCCCCCGGUACUGAGAGACGCUGUAACUGUGGGAGAGAACUACGAACUGGGGAAUAAGGUGCACUAUGUCUGCAAAGAAGGAUAUACUCUAAUUGGGUCAGAGACCAGAGAAUGUCUUCCAAAUGGCCAAUGGAGUGACAGCUCUGCUCAGUGUGUGCCCCGCUCCUGUGGACCCCCGCCUGCCAUUGACCACGCCGAGCCAUAUGAGAGCCACCAGCUGUUUGGAGACACCGCAAACUACUACUGCACUGAUGGCUACACUGCAGGCAACAACUCCAAAAUGGUGUGUAACGCUCAGGGAGUCUGGGCACCACCUGAUGGAACAGAGGUCCCGCGUUGCAUCGCCAACUUCUGCUUGCGCCCGUCUGAGGUCUCUCAUGCGAUUUUAGACUCUGUGAACAAACCUAAAUACCCAAGUGACUCUGAGGUCAGCUACAAAUGUGAGGAGGGCUUCAUGCUCAACAGCACAGCAACGCUGCGCUGCCUGAUGGGAGGGAAGUGGGACCCUUCGCCAUUUGGUAUCAGCUGCGUGCCGGUGAGAUGCUCCAAGCCAGACAGCAUUGAGCGGGGCUACAUAAGCGGAACCAAUUAUAGUUUUGGUGCCAUUGUGGCGUACAGCUGCGAUAAGGGCUUCCUGAUCCGAGGGGAGAAGAGGCGGACCUGCAAAGCCAAUGGAGAGUGGGGCGGAGCUUUGCCUAGCUGUGUUCCUGUGUCCUGCUCCUCUCCACCUUCACUCAAGAACGGCUAUAUCCAGGUCCGAGGUCGAUUCACCUUCAACAGCAAGGUGAUAUAUUCCUGCAGCGCUGGCUACAGACUGAUUGGUCGUCCAGAGCGCGUUUGCCAAGCCAACCGCCAGUGGUCCGACAACGACCCUCCCACCUGUGUCCUUUUGACCUGCGACCCUCCUCCCAGCAUUGCGCAUGGACGCUACAAGGGCUCUGACUUCCAGGUGGGUCGCAAAGUGGAGUACUUCUGCGACGAGGGGUACGAGCUCGCAGGAGACGCCAUCUGGACAUGUCUCAAAUACGGAAGGUGGGACAAGUCCAAGCGCCCGCGCUGCUCACCUGUGCAGUGUCCAGAGCCGCAGCUGGAGGAGAACCACCUGGUUCUAAAAAGUCUGGACUCUGUGUCUGGGACAGUGGAGUUAUCCUGCGAGGAGGGCUACGUCCUGGAGGGGGCACAGAUCCUCCGCUGCAUGCCCUCCCAGGAGUGGAAUGACACCUUUCCUUGGUGCAAGCAGGUGAUUUGUGGACCUCCGCCCGAUGUAUCAUUUGGUGGACCUUCUUCAUCUUCUCCACCUUUUCUGUUCAACUCCGUGGUGACCUACAAAUGCAUGGACGGAUUCACUUUAAGAAAAGAGCGCACUGUGUCCUGUCUGUCCAAUGCGCAGUGGAGCGUUCCAUACCCAGAGUGUAUUCCCGUGGAAUGUCCUCAGCCUGUGGAGAUUUCCAAUGGCAUUGUGGACGUACAGGGUCUGAUGUACUUGAGCAAGGCAUUGUACAGCUGUAAGACUGGUUAUAAUUUAGUGGGGAACUCCACUGUACUUUGCGGGGAGAAGGGACUUUGGAUUGGAGGGGUGCCUUCUUGCCGCCCAAUCGAAUGCUCAACCCCCAAACAGACUCCAAAUGGAAAAGUAGUUUUCACAAAGCUUCAGUUUGGUCACAGUGCCACCUACUCUUGCCGCCGUGGUUACCACCUUCAAGGCCCGGAGACUCUUAAGUGCCUAGCAAGUGGGGAAUGGAAUCUUCAUCCCCCUGUUUGCAUGCAAAUAUCCUGCACCCCACCCCAACCCAUUGAAAAUGGCUUUGUAGAAGGUCAGGAUCACGGUUUCGGUGUCACCAUAUUCUACAGCUGUUUCCCAGGGUUCCAGCUUGUCGGCCAGGACCACCUCACAUGCGAGGAGUUUGGCUGGUCGAGUGCUGUUCCCGUCUGCGUGCCCUCUGACUGCGGCCUGCCUCCUCACAUCGACUUUGGUGACUAUGUUAGGGUGAUGGAGCUGGGAGCAGGCUCCCCUGGUGACUUGAGCUUCCUCCAGGGGACACUGAUUGAGUACCGCUGUCAUAAAGGUUAUGACCUCACAAGCCCUACUCGUUUGGUGUGUCAGGAAGGUGGCAGCUGGAACGGGACAGCCCCCUCUUGUGUUCCAGCAGAGUGUGUGACACCACCGACCCCGGAGCACGGCCAGGUGAACGUAACAGACACCUCCCUUGGCAGCACGGUCAUAUACACCUGUGAGAAAGGAUAUGAGCUGGAAGGAGAUCCAGUGAGGCAGUGUUUAUCGGGUCAACUGUGGACCAAUAAUCCUCCAGUCUGUCGUCCUGUUUCCUGUGGUGACCCAGGACCUCUAGCUAACGGCACAGCUCAUGGUAGUACCUUUGAGUAUCCUCAAGUCCUCUACUAUAAGUGUAAUCCUGGCUUUGUCAUCAAAGGUAGUGAUAAUAUUGUCUGUCAGGCUGAUGGAAAAUGGAAUGGACAGAAACCUCUGUGCAAGUCAGUGUCAUGUGGUCCCCCUGAACUCCCCAGUGAUAUCACUUUCAAAGGCAAAGAGUACGUCUAUAACAAUGAGAUUGAACUCAGUUGCAAGCCCGGUUUCAUCAUAAAAGGGAAGUCUGUCAGUGUUUGUCAGGCUGACGGCACCUGGAGCCACAAUUCUCCUACCUGCAUACCUGCCCACUGUGAGAAGCCCUCUUCAGUAUCUAAUGGGCGAGUGUUGGGGUCAGAGUAUGGCUUCAACAGUAAGGUAAAGUAUAUAUGUGAUGAAGGAUACACAAUGUACGGAGAUCCUACACGUGUUUGUCAGUCUAAUGGGCUUUGGGACAAACCAGCACCUCGCUGUGAUAUCAUCAGUUGCGAUCCGCCCGAGGACAUCAGCCAUGGUUUCCUGAACGGCUCCAGCUUCAACUACGACGACAUAGUGGAGUAUGUCUGCUUCGACGGUUACGAGGUAGUUGGGGACCCAGUCCUGCGGUGCUCUGCCCAAGGAUUCUGGAUAGGCACCGUGCCUCAAUGUCGACCCUGCGUCUGCGCCCUCCCCGUUCUGAAAUUCGGGGCGGUGCUUGGACACAAUCGCGCCUGCGGAGACAGAGUUCAAUUCCAGUGCGAUGACGGAUACAAGUUGCUCGGUCCUGCUCAGGCCGUGUGUGAGAAGGGAGGGGUGUGGAGCCCCGGGGUGCCUGUGUGUGGCCGUGGGAGGUGCACUGUCGCCCCGCCAUCAGUUCCAAACACUGUACUGCAGGGCGGCAGUGCCACCUUCCCAGACACAGUGAUGUACAGGUGUAGGCCUGGCUACCAGCCCAGGGGGUACCCACACCUCUCCUGUGGAAGAGAUGGUCGAUGGGGCGAGCCGAAGAUCAGCUGCGAGCCAGUGAGCUGUGGAAAACCUCCUGCUAUUGCCAAUUCUAAAGUGCAAGGAGAGGCCUUCACCUUCCCAAACAAGAUCACAUACAGAUGCGACAACGGAUACGAGCUUGCAACACAGACGGCUACUCUGUCCUGUCUCAGUGACGGCACUUGGUCUAAGCACAGCAUUCAUUGCCGCCCCGUUCCCUGCCAGCUCUCUGCCAAUCAUUCCAUCCCUCAUUUGGUCAUCACUGGAAAGGAGCUCACACCUGUCGGGAGCACAGUCACCCUCUCCUGCCCUCCUGGAUUCUACCUGCAGGGGUCUGCACUGGCGGAGUGUCAGCUUGGGGGACACUGGGCUCCAAGCAUUGCAUCAGUUUCAUGUGAGCUGGUGGUGUGCGAAAAACCCCCUCCUCUUCUCCAUGGUGUGAUGGAAGGGGAGAGCUACAACUAUGGAGACUUUGUCAUGUACUCCUGCCUGCCUGGCUUUGAGAUCAAGGGGGACUCUGUCCAGACCUGCCAGGCAGACAAAGCAUGGAGUAGCAGUCAGCCAGUGUGUGUUGCACAGUCCUGUGGGCCUCCUCCAGCAGUGAAGAAUGCACAGGUGCAAGUGACAGGGGAAACGUAUUUGCAUAACGCAAGCUACAUAUGUGAUGCCGGCCUGCAGCUGCUUGGCCCAAAGACACUCAUCUGUUUGGCUAACGGCACGUGGAGCCUGCCAGCUCCUUCCUGUGAAGUGUCUCAGGGCUGCAGUGGCCCCAAACAGAUGAUACACGGCAAAGUGCAAGAUCACAACCUGACCACCGGCCGUGCCGUGGAGUUCCAUUGCAAUAAAGGCUACGACCUGGUGGGAGACUCCCUGGUCUUGUGCAUGGGGGGCAACACCUGGAGCUCCAGCUUCCCCACUUGCCAACCCAAGGCGUGCCCGACUCCUCCAGGCUGGAAGGAGACGGGCGGCAGGAGUGAGGCCCGCAAGUUCUACGUCGGUCAGUCAGUGCGGGUCAGCUGCCCCAAAGGCCAGCAGGUGAGAGGUGGCGGAAGCAUCACCUGCAGACCCGACCAGACCUGGACCUCCAUCAGCACUGUCUGUGAGAGGGUGUCCUGUGGCCCCCCACUCCACGUGGCCAACGGGGUGGUGCGGGGGGCGGUGUUCCAGUUCGGGGACGUGGCCGUGUACUCGUGUUUUGGCGGCUACGCCAUGGAGGGCGUCGGAAGGAGCAGGUGUUUGGAGAACGGCACCUGGACACCGCCUCCCACGUGCAGAGCGGUGUGUUGGCUGCAGUGCCAGAAUGGAGGUGUGUGUCAGCGGCCCAACACGUGUGCCUGCCCAGAAGGCUGGAUGGGUCGACUCUGUGAAGAGCCCAUCUGCAUCCUGCCAUGCUUGAAUGGAGGGCACUGUGUGGCACCCUACCAGUGCGAUUGCCCCACUGGGUGGGCGGGCACCCGCUGUCACAGUGCGGUGUGUUCGUCACCUUGUCUGAAUGGAGGCAGGUGCAUCAGGCCCAACAAGUGUCACUGUAGUCCAGGUUGGAGCGGACACGACUGUUCCAGGAAAAGGAGGUCAGGAUACUAUCACUUCUAAAAUGUUCCACUCCUCCAAGUGAAUCAUCAUGUGAAGGCGGAUUCCUGUAACUGACUCUCUCAAACCAGCUCUUCCAAAAUGUUUUGUAAAAUAAAGCUGUAUUUUUUCAUAUAAAAAGAACCAACAGUAUUAAACAUAUGCUGCUAUAUACUUGUAUGAUGUGUAAAAAUGAUGGAUGUUUUUGGGUGUACCUGUAAACGUUUUUUUUUUUUAAUUAAACGCAUAAAAUGCCGUUAAUUACUUGCGUUUGACACAGCUGUCUGUACAUAUGCAGUAAGACAAAUUAAGCACCAAGGGCUUUAGAGUUAUCCUUUAUUUAAUCCACCUUGCUCGAAAAGAAUACAGGAAAAGGUUCAUGCACUGAAUGAUGUUGGGUGGAAUAAAGUGUGUCAUUAUGGA